Molecule: messenger RNA, 2113 nt
Organism: Spizellomyces punctatus DAOM BR117
Lineage: Eukaryota; Fungi; Chytridiomycota; Chytridiomycetes; Spizellomycetales; Spizellomycetaceae
Product: CAMK/CAMK1 protein kinase
Exons: 5
Coding region: 210-2060 (616 amino acids)
Biological process (GO): protein phosphorylation; mitotic spindle organization; regulation of cytokinesis
Cellular component (GO): spindle microtubule; spindle midzone; spindle pole centrosome
Molecular function (GO): protein binding; ATP binding; protein kinase activity
Source: RefSeq, a predicted model, not a curated record
UCGCCUUGUUGGUUGUUUGAGGGCUUGCCACUAAAACAUUUCACAUUGGAAGCAACUGCAAACAGCGUAGAUAAAGCAUUUCAGCAUUACGACACUGGUUUCAUUUCUACCGCACGCUUUCAACUAUUCCGCUAUUCUCCACAUUCGCCGUCAAGGCGAGAAUUCACAUUUGAAACCAUAUUUCAGACCUUCUUUCCUCAAAACGGAAAAUGCCUGAUCCCUACUGGCCCCAACGAAGGAUUGGACUGGACGAACAUGUCUGGUACGGAGUUUGCAAAGCAACCGGCCAACAAGUCGUCUUAAAAUUGUUUGACCGCGAACGUUUCGCGGAGGGUCCUGUCCGAGACGAAAAGGUGUUGGCGGAAGUCAAGAUUCUGAAAGACCUGUGCAGGGCACAUCCAAAGAGAAUCAUUGGGUUUGUGGAUUUUUAUGCAAAUGACGAGGAUCAAUUGGUUUUAGUUAUGGAGAGGGCUGCAUGCACAUUGCAAGAUGUACUGUACGACCGAAAGGUAUUGAGCGAACUUGAUGCACGAGAGGCGAUAUUUGGUAUGCUGGAAGCUGUGUACUGUGUUCACUCAGCACAGCUCGUGCAUCGGGAUAUCAAGCCUGCCAAUCUGAUGUUAAUGGAAAAGAACGACUUUACUUCAUUGAAGCUGGCAGAUUUUGGGGCUACGGUUGGGAACGUCGGGUAUGACAAUUUGAAUCAAAUUGCUGGUACUAUGGGGUAUGAGGCUCCAGAAAUGCUCUCACGGACGUUUUAUGGCAAAUCAGUCGAUCUAUGGUCUUGCGGGGUAGUAGCCUACCAACUUCUCUUCGGUCGCCUCCCAUUUAAACCUGUCCCAUCGAGCGGGUUCUUUGCGACGAAAAAGAUUGGUCCAAAACAACAGCUCGACGCGAUACGUAAAGGGCUCGAAUUUCCUCCUGACAUUCAAGUCUCUGACCUCGCUAAAGACUUUGUCCGCAGCCUCCUUCAGAUGGAGCCCUCCCGAAGACCUAGUAUCAAAAAAGCCCUCGAGCAUCCAUGGUUUGGACAUGGCGAUCCAGAGAGCGCGAUGGGUGCACCCGACCUGGAUAUGGAGCCACUUGCCGAAUGCCCGGGGUGGAUGAUUGUAACACAGGAGGAUGGGACAGUGUACUAUUAUAAUAAGGAUACCCAAGAGACCACAUGGAAUCCGCCUGUUUCUGGACCACCGCCGCCUUUACCGGGACGACCGUCGGAAACGAUGGGGUUGGCAGAUGUGGCGAGUCAGUUGAUGCGGAAAGAGGGACAUAGCGUCGUCGAUGGUGAAAAGAAUGAUUCUCCCGUAGUGAGCAACAGGGAGUCUGUCGAGAUAGAAGAUGACGCGGGGGAGUGGAAGCCAGGAGUAGAUGACACGCCAGUACCCGAGUACCCCGACUGGUAUCCAUUAAAGACAGAAGACGGCGAGGUAUAUUAUUAUAAUAUCAAGACCAAGGACACCAUAUGGGAGCAUCCUGCAAAGUUGGAAAAGAAGAGACGAAAGGAGAAGCGAGAUAAGUCCCGAGCGGAUGAGGCCCUUCGAGAUCCCGGAAAGAAAGAAAAGAAGAGAGUCCAAUUUGGUAAUGUUGUUACAGAAAUUGUAACAAAGCAGCAUGCUGUCAAGGAGCCUGUCAAUGAGGGCGGUGAGCAUGCAUCUGGACACAUGGGUUGGAAGGAAGCUGGCCGGCAAGUAGCGGCGAGUACACAAGCGACUGCCAGUCCUGAUUCCAUUCGUACCGAGAGCCCCCCCGUCCCACCACGUCCUGUACCACCUACAUCCUCCGUGUCAUUUCUAGGCCAAACAGCAAGCACGGCCAAACUCUCUGUCCCUGUCAUUCACCGGCGCACCUCAUCCUUUGAUCGCCAACACACUGCACCUGCUGCUGAACCUACCCCUGAAUCUCCAUCGCGACGCAGCCAACCCGUGAGCGACGCAAAAAAUACGCACGGGGACACGAAUGGGUCAAAUCGUGUGGAUAUGUGGCGGAGCGGUCUUCACAAGGACAAGAAGGAGGGUGGGGGUGUUAGAGCAUUGGCGGCUAUCUUUGAAUCGUCAUCCUAAACUUUUCGAUUACAAUUGCACAUGUAAAUACAUGAAAGAUUCGCGAGCCUCAC